CUACAUCUCACGACAACUACGACGACUACGAGCAAGCACAAAAGGGGACCUUGAUAAUGUCACUCAAAACCAUUCGCCCGAUCGUCUCGGCGCUCCGCCAAACCACCUUGCGAUCGCUAGCAACGGCAGCCCGACCCGCUCUCCCCGACUUUGAGGAUGAAGCAGGUCUUCCCGAACUGCAAAUCCCUUCCCCAGGGGUCUACCCAAAGACUGGCAGUAAUGUGCUCGAAAUCAAGAGCAAUCUGUCAUACCAUACCCUCGCGCAUACGAUGGCUAUCGUUCGAGCUGUGGAAGCGAAAUGUGGGCGGGUGGUAAACAUUUCGCAAUCCAGGUUUGCGGACAACCAACGUGCCCGGCCCAUCUUCCAAGUGACCGUCCUCAACCCCGUCCUCUUCGACAAACCGCUCAUCCUCGAGAUCCCCCAACCGGAUCUCUCCACCUCUCCUCGAAUGACCCACUACGGACCUUCACUCCGAUCUGUCCAAUCGGCACUCUCUGCAUCUUCGUCCUCGGCCUCCUCGUUUGGGAUCAGAAAGAGAAAAGACGCCAGCGCCACGGCCGAAGACGUGGUUUCGUCCACCUUCACCGCGACCGUAGCCCUGGGAACACCGUUGAAGCAACGUCUUCGACCUCGAAUGAAGCAUCGGGAGAGGGCACCAGCCAAACACGACAAGGAUCAAGCCGGUCGGUGGGCACGGGAAGAUGAGGCGAUCAGGAACGUCCUCGGAGGGGGUUUCAAGGGAUUUUAUGGAGGGUUCGAAGAGCUGAGCCGGUCAGUUGAGCUGGAGCAGCAGAGGAGACGGGAAGCAGGCUUGGAUAUGGAAGAAAAGCAGGAGGAAGUUCAGGCCGAAGAGGUUGAAGAGGUGGACUCGGUCGACGAGGGCGUUUCGGAGGGUGAUUUGUUGCUGGACAAGGCGCUUCUGGGCAAGGUACGGAUACCAGAGGGGUCUGCAUCGGCCGCUUCCAGCGCUGCUACUGCCCCAUCGUCUUCUACUCCGACAUCUUCGACGACACCUUCUCCCACCCGAACCGCCACGCCAUCCACCUCGACAUCGUCAUCGACACAGACUUCCCGACCUUCCCCUCGCGAACCGCCCGCACCCAAACAACCCACUGAGAGCAAACAAGACCGUCUCGCUCGUCUCAUCCGCGAACGGCAAUCCAACCCCAACAACUCCGACCUCCCUCCGCUCAAUCUCAACUCGCGUUCCGCCCGAGCGUUGAUCAGGGGUAAAGAGGACGUCUAUCAAUCGUUCCUCGAGCAAAAGGCUGAAAAGUCGAAGCAGAAGAGUCUGCGGAUGAAGGAAGCCUCGGACAGGAAGAAACAGGAGGAGACGGCCAGAGGGGCUCUGGGUGCGAUCAAGCAUUGGUUUGGGUUCUAGGCGUGGUGGCGGGGUGUCGCGAUUGACUCACGGGAGAAGAGGCAGGGUACAGGUGUGAAACCAGCUGUAUUGGGCUGCAGCGUUCAUAUUCGGGGUGUCGCAUGUAUGAGUUGCAUUUUACGAAACAAUCCAUGGCAUUCAUCUGAGCGCAGCUGAGUCAUCAAGCUUCGGAUAAUGAGCUCGUAUACCAAUGUAUAUAUACAUGAUGUCAUGUGGAAUGGGGAGGCGAGCAGACAUCCAACCGAACUGA
This is a messenger RNA of Filobasidium floriforme, 1632 nucleotides long. RefSeq lists its product as uncharacterized. The record is from RefSeq and is a predicted model, not a curated record. Bases 57 to 1382 code for a protein of 441 amino acids. The transcript has 2 exons. NCBI's taxonomy places the organism in Eukaryota, Fungi, Basidiomycota, Tremellomycetes, Filobasidiales, Filobasidiaceae.